Molecule: messenger RNA, 3168 nt
Organism: Histoplasma capsulatum G186AR
Lineage: Eukaryota; Fungi; Ascomycota; Eurotiomycetes; Onygenales; Ajellomycetaceae
Exons: 2
Coding region: 1-3168 (1055 amino acids)
Source: RefSeq, a predicted model, not a curated record
AUGCAGCGUCCAGACGGCAAUUUUGCACGGUCGGGUGUACCCAGCCUUACAGAGUCGAUGGGGCGGUCAGAAAACGAGAUGAUGGAGGUGGACAUGAGAUUAUCAGGCUCUCUACUUGAUAAACGACCUCUCAGCCGGGGCAGGCUUAUCCAGAAUGCUGGUGGAAAUAUUAGCCAGGACGAAUUGAGCAAAUGCAGCCCACCAUCAUCAACGGCAGCAAGUAAACUGGCCAAUUGCGGGAAUACCCUCGAAUUAUUGAAGCUCCUUGACGGCCAGCAUGAACCAAUGCACCGUUCAGCCCCAUUCCAGAUAGUUGUGAAGUUAGUGGCCUCUGGGAACAAGCGACUACGAUUGAACGACAACAACGAACCCAAGCCACGGAGCAAACAUGAAGUCGUUGACAGUGACGACCCUCAUGGCCAGACAGAGAAGCCCAGAUCAAGGAUAUGGAAUUCGAUGUCAACAACGAAGCGGAGGAGGCCAUGGAAAGGUGAUUCCGAAUCGCAGCGCAAUGAAACAGUUCGUCAUGACGACCAAGUUGGCAGCCCGCAACGGCGCAAAUGGAUGGUGUCUGGGACGCGGAACAGAAAGAACUCCAAGGUGGUCGAGUGCGAGAACCGAGACUUUUUAUAUCCUGGAGUGGGCAAGCUGCCCUCUCUGCCACUUGAGAACAAGCAAGCUGAAGCAGUCAAUUAUAAGAGCUGCAACGGGCAGAGCCCGGUUGCGAGCCCCUGCUCACAGGAGCCGCGGUCAUUGGAAGACGUUUUUUGGCAGCCAGAGAAAGCCCUCGAUAAUCUCAAUGGCGUCGAAAGGCUCAAAGAUUUCACAGCUGCCGCACUUGCAGCGGGUUUAAAUAACUUAGGCGAGGAACCAAGCUCUCUAGCGCUGAGUGACUCCGGGACUAAGGGCACCACGCCAACUACGUGGGAGGGCCGCAUCGCAGCUACUGGGGAUAGCGGCGUUACGAACCUCCCAGAAAAUUAUAAUAGGAAUAAUCAUAAGUCCAACGACACACAUUGUCAGAACCAACGCCCAUUGCAACAGCAUGCCUGUACGGAGAAAACCACAGCGUCUGGUUCACCAAGCAUCAGAGCUCACCCUUCACCUCUUCAGGCCAGGAAUUGCUUCCCUGCCUCGAAUAACACGAGUCCAGCUCCACAACUUCCACGAGUUCCUCCCGACUUAACACCAGAGCUGACUGCAUCGAAAGGUACGAAGGCAAAGAAGCCGCUGACUUGUCCGCCCCCUGACACGACUCACAUCAAUCUUCAGUGUCUGCCUCCCAGGAGUUCUAGCAAGGGAGCUUGCCGGAACGCAUCCCUCUUCACUGCGUUCACCGAUCAUCGACGCCGGAGCUCUCACUCAAAAAGUCCACUGCUCCCUCAUAGCUCCUCGGAUACCCAGUCGUGGAUUUCCCUGUUUCCCCGUCCUGCCCGUUUCCCCCAUGCGUCACACUUUGCAGCUUCGAUGUCGUCAGUAGAACAAAUACAUCCAUUGCAUACUGUGCCAACCUCAACACCAAACCACAUUGGGACGGAAAAAAGCAAGGGAUAUCGAAGAUCUGUGUCGAGAGGCUCGCCAUUAGCUUCACCACCGCAUCGAGAGACAUCGCCGGAUAUGGCAAAUCUGAAGGCUGUCGUUUCUACUCCAUUCCCACAAAUUACGGAUAACUCUCAGUACCCGCCUGCACAAGCCAAGACUACAAAUCUUCAAGAUCACUAUAUUCUCACUGCCCCCGGAGAGAACCAAUGCACUGGAGGGAAUGCUGGACGAAGCUUAAGUCCAAGGGGAUCUCUUGAGUCGAAAAAGCUACGCUGCUUGGGAAUACCUGACCCAUCAAAGAUGGACACAACAAAGCCACUGGACAAAAUGAGUCGAGCCGAGAGAGUCUUUGUUUUACGAAUGCGUGAUAUGUGUCUUGCCCGUGAGAGCCUCAAGAAAGAUCACCAGCAAUGUAUUCCUUCGGAGGGCAGUACAUCACAGGAAAUUCGGCGCGAUUGGGAGCUGCAAACUCAACCCAAGAAAGCGCGUGGUAAACCGACGGAUAUGCCAACUACCCCCCCAAAAGUCUACCGAAACGAUGCUCCAGGCGCUCCUCCGAGUAUUCCCUUGCCUGCGGACCCACCAGUGCCGUCGCUGCGAUCCUCAUCUAAUAAGAUAGUGUUAAACCCGAAUCAACCUACCCUCCAGUCACUGUCUACCAUAUCGCUGGACGCAGCACUCGCCCACAAAUUCGACGCACGCUUGUCUGCAAGUUCAAGCGGAAGUACACAUAGAAGUGAUAGCAAUAACAGCUGGUCGAGUAGAAGCGCUCGUUCAGGUAACGAUAUCUCUAAGCAAAAGCAUGCUACCAAUCUAGAGCAGCACACAUUCAGCUCCCAGCGUGACGGCCCACGAGAAGAGAUCGCAAUAGCAUUCGACCCUCGUCCUCUGACCCCGCUACCUCCCCCAAUGUCCGACGAAGCGCAUACUGGCAUUUCACCAAAUUGUGGAAAUUGCGUCUCCUGUCCUCACCUGAGAGCCAACCCAAGUCCGACAAACAAGAACCGCCAAAACACAUUCUUCUAUAAAGAAAAUCGGUCCGAACCCCGCCCGAACAAUGCCCCAGUAUCACAGUCCCCCCUCCGCGAGUGCUUCCCUCGGGAUAGCUCACGUCCAUAUAGCCCAAGUCUGCAACAUUUCAGCAAUACCAAUACCUACAGCAACAGAACCGGCGCUGGCGCCGGCGCCAGCGCCAGCAACAACACUCACACAACCUCAUCCCCACAACCACCAUCGACACGGCCCCGGUCACAAGAAAUCCCUAUGCACCCACAAUGCGAAGCCCGCAUCGCCUUCCUCGAACGGCAGAACAAAAUGCUUCAGGCAGCCCUCAUCGCAGCUCUAGAUGUUGGCGUCACCUUCGAUGCGGACCUCAUGCGUACUGUCACCUCCACACCUGUCAGCAUCGCCUCUCCAGGAAGUGAAACCAAAAACAAAAAUGUCUUUCGUCAUUCAUACACCAGCACAUCUACAACCGGAACAACGAGUACGACUACAAGCGCUCAACGGCUGAGCAUGGAUGGUCGUCGAUCGGGAGCGAAAGCUGGUUUCCUGUGGGGAGUACCGGAGGACAGAAUACAAUGCACCAUUCUUCCUGUUCACAUUCGUGUCGCCACAAGCCUUUGA